This is a messenger RNA of Vombatus ursinus (common wombat), 277 nucleotides long. It is a transcript of the gene SPINK1, whose product is annotated as serine peptidase inhibitor, Kazal type 1. Bases 33 to 263 code for a protein of 76 amino acids. NCBI's taxonomy places the organism in Eukaryota, Metazoa, Chordata, Mammalia, Diprotodontia, Vombatidae. The transcript is spliced from 4 exons. The record is from RefSeq and is a predicted model, not a curated record. Gene Ontology annotation, molecular function: protein binding; serine-type endopeptidase inhibitor activity.
UCAGCUUCAACUAGAGGUAAAGAAGUCUGAUCAUGAGGCCUCUUGGCAUCGUCCUGCUACUGUCACUGGUUCUGUGCUUCUUGCUGGAUACUGCACGAGCUGAAGUCCAAGAUCCUGUCUGCUAUUCCAAACCAGGAUGCACCAAAGAAUAUAGCCCUGUCUGUGGCACUGAUGGAAUGACUUACAGCAAUGAAUGCAUGCUGUGUCAGGAAAAUAAAUUAAGAGGUAUUCCCGUCCGAAUCCAAAAACAAGGGAGGUGCUGAAGAACCACAAUAUC